AUGUAUCGAAAGACACGAUUCGUCUGUGUGUCUGACACUCAUGCCUACACUCCCUCAGAAGCAGGAUAUAAACUAUCGCCUGGUGAUGUUUUGAUCCAUGCCGGGGAUCUUACCAAUCAAGGAAGCAUGUCUGAGCUACGCAGAACAAUGGACUGGAUCUCCAAGGCUGACUUUGAAGUCAAGAUCAUCGUUGGUGGGAACCACGACAUUACACUAGACCCAAGCUUUUACGCCGAAUACGGAUCCAGCUUCCACCACCAAAACCUCGAAGAUCCCCAGAAAUGCAUACAAGUAGUAAUGGAAUCAUCGCCUUCGAUCGUGUUUCUCAGGCAUCAGUCAGCGCUAAUUCGCCUGACCCGACCAGACGGUCCAAACACGUUGUUUAAAGUCUUUGGUUCCCCACAUUCCCAGUUCAAAGGGAACUGGGCAUUUGGCUAUGAGGACGCAGAUGGCCCUGUACUUUGGGAUCAAAUACCAUUGGAUGCAGAUGUUGUUGUGACGCAUACACCGCCUCAUUCACACUGCGAUAGGAAAUUGACGGGAGAAUCGAAGGGGUGCAAGGCCCUCCGCCAGGCUUUGAGCGAUGUCAGACCAAUGCUUUCCAUUUGCGGUCAUGUACAUGAAUCGCGAGGCUAUGAAAGGGUUCGAUGGCCACUCACGUCUCCAUCCUCAUGCGCAGGGGUCGAACAAUAUUCAGUGAUCAGGGGAGUUUUACCCCCUUUAGGAAGCAAAAAGCAAAGCCUUGUGGAUCUCACAGGCAAGAAGGCGCAGCGUCUGGACAAUGAUGGAUUCUCAAAUUACGGCCUUCUGGCGACAUCACUUCCACCAUCACAAGAUACCGUAAUAUUACCGUCUAGCCGUGACGGUUUUCCUGACACUAAUCAGGAGGUGAGGCGACAGGCUCAGCAGAUGAAUAAUCAGAAUGAUUUUGAUGACAGAAAGCUUGAGAUACGAUCACGUAGGAAGGAAACCUGCAUUGUCAACGCGGCCAUCAUGGCAAACAGCUGGCCUCACCGAGGGGGCAAAAAAUUCAAUACUCCUAUUGUGGUUGACCUGGAACUUCCAGUAUGGAAAGAAGGGACAGAGCAAUGA
This is a messenger RNA of Aspergillus wentii DTO 134E9, 1092 nucleotides long. Its product is annotated as metallophosphatase domain-containing protein. The transcript has 2 exons. Gene Ontology annotation, molecular function: hydrolase activity. Bases 1 to 1092 code for a protein of 363 amino acids. Lineage: Eukaryota; Fungi; Ascomycota; Eurotiomycetes; Eurotiales; Aspergillaceae. The record is from RefSeq and is a predicted model, not a curated record.